This is a messenger RNA of Dendronephthya gigantea, 1191 nucleotides long. RefSeq lists its product as uncharacterized. NCBI's taxonomy places the organism in Eukaryota, Metazoa, Cnidaria, Anthozoa, Malacalcyonacea, Nephtheidae. Bases 1 to 1191 code for a protein of 396 amino acids. The transcript has a single exon. The record is from RefSeq and is a predicted model, not a curated record.
AUGGAUGUAGCAAAAGAGAUUGUAACAUUAAUAAAGUUUUCCCCAAAACAUGAAAAUCUGCUGGGAGAAAUACAAGAAAACCUCAAAGAAGGAGAACUGGCCACCCAUGGUAUAAUAAAGCUGUGUCCUACAAGAUGGACAGUAUGUGCAUCAUGUUUCCAACGAAUUCUGGACAAUUACUCAGCUCUUCUUCAAGAAUGGAUAAUUUGUCUAGAUGAAAAACUCCAGGCGGAAAUAUGUGGACGGAUAAUUGGUUGCCAAGCACAAAUGAAAACAUAUGAGUUCUUCUUUGGAUUAAAUUUGGGUCAACAGUUGUUUUCACACACUGACAAUUUGUCGAAAACAUUACAAAGUACAAAGAUGUGCGCUGCAAGUGGCCAACGGCUUGCCAGUCUCACGAAAGAAGUCUUACAAAAGAUACGAAGUGACGACUGCUUCAAAUUAUUUUACGAAACUAUUUUAUUGAAAAGUAAAAAUAUUCCCUCAAUUUCAGAGUCAACAUUACUCAGGAAAAGACGUGCACCUGCAAGGUUUGAGAUUGGAACUGGUGUGCCAUCCUUCCCUACGACAUCACAAGAUUAUUACAAGCAAAUAUAUUUUGAAUGCAUCAACUUUAUGAUAAAUGCUAUUGAGCAGCGGUUCGGCCAGCCAAGUUUUAGUGUAUACGAAAAGAUGGAAUCUUUCUUACUUAAAGUUCUUUACGAUCAAGACUAUUCCACAGAGUUGCAGUUUCUUGAAGUCAACUACAAUGAUGACUUGGAUAUUGGAGCCUUGAAAUCCCAACUUGAAGUUUUUAAAUUGCUCAUGAAGGAUACUGAUUGUGUGUCUUUUUACGACAUCAUAGCUAAAAUCAGGGAGUUGGUUGAACUAGAACAGAAUAUGAUAAAUCACAUCAUUACAAUAUGUAUUUUGGUUAAUCCAGCAACAAGCGCAGGUGCCGAAAGAUCAUUUUCUCCUGCUCGAAGAUUAAUGACGUGGCUUCGCUCAAUCAUGUCACAAGAAAGGUUAAAUAACCUGGCGGUAAUAAACGGGCAUAAGGACAGAACCGACAAACUUAACCUUCUUGGUAUUGCCAAUGAAUUUUGCGAUCGAAGCGAGAAUAGGAGAAGAAAUUUUGGUCGUUUUCUUGAAUCAGACAAUCAUUAUGGACAGCAUUCAAACAUAUGUGCUCUUUGUGAAAAAGACUGUUAA